Messenger RNA from Cotesia glomerata, 1473 nucleotides. RefSeq lists its product as uncharacterized. The record is from RefSeq and is a predicted model, not a curated record. The transcript is spliced from 3 exons. Bases 1 to 1473 code for a protein of 490 amino acids. Lineage: Eukaryota; Metazoa; Arthropoda; Insecta; Hymenoptera; Braconidae.
AUGUCAUUCAACGAUCUAUUAUAUUCCGGAGGAAAGCUCCAGAUCGACUUGUUUGACGUCCUUCUGCUUUUCCGGCUGCACCGAUACGUCUUCUCCGGGGACAUUGAGAAUUUCUACAGACAGAUAAAGGUCCACCCGGACGACUGGAAGUUCCAACGAAUACUAUGGUAUUCCGGCAGCCAACUGAUCACCUACGAGCUGACUACAGAUACCUACCCCUCACGAGGACGCUACAUCGGUGACAUCGUCAGCGGCGCUAAUACCAUUGAAGAAGCCCAGGCCCAAAUCAAGCAAAUCAUCGAUCUUUGCAUGGAGGGCGGGUUUCCUAUUCAAAAAUGGAUCAGCAAUCAACCAGAUAUACUCUCCCAUGUGCCUCCUAAGAAGCACCUUGAAGCGCUCUCUAAGUCAAUGGACGAAAAUUUCACCGUUCACGCUCUCGGUCUGGCUUGGCAUCCCAGAGCUGAUACAUUCAACUUCACGAUUAAACUUGCCACUGAUCUACCUGUGACCAAGCGGAAAAUCCUAUCUGCCAUCGCACAGAUCUUCGAUCCGCUUGGAUUCCUAACGCCAGUGGUCAUUAUGACUAAAGUCUUCAUUCAAGAGUUAUGGACGGUAAAAUUGGGAUGGGAUGAUGAGCUAUGCCAGGACGACUCCCACAUGUGGAUCGAGUACCUAGACCAGCUUCAAGAGCUUCAGCAACUUUCCAUUCCUCGAUGGAUUCAGCUAACUUCAACCUCAUCAUUUGAGAUCCAUGGAUUCUGCGAUGCGUCACAGAAGGACAUAGCAGCAGUAGCUUACGUGCGAGUUUUAAUCAACAAGACCCCCACCGUUACUUUAAUAUACGCUAAAACCAAAGUUGCACCAUUUAAGCGUCUCAUCAUACCACGAUUGGAAUUAGCUGCUGCUGUGCUGCUCUCGCGUUUACUCAAGCAUGUCAUCACCUCGAUGAGUUGGGACAACUAUUCCAUCCACUGUUGGACAGAUUCCUCCAUCACCUACACCUGGGUUAACAAUCAUCCCUCGCGGUGGAAGGAAUUUGUGCACAAUCGAGUGAAUUUCAUCCAAGAAACUCUACCAUCGGCUCAAUGUAGGUUUGUUCCUGGCAGAUUAAACCCAGCAGACUGCGCCACUCGUGGAUUAACAUCAUCCGAGCUUAUCAAUCAUUCACUCUGGUGGAAUGGCCUUUCCUGGUUGGCUCAACCCACCGACUCUUGGCCAAAUGAAGGUCAAGCUGACUUCACGCCUGAAAACCUUGAAGAACAACCGGACAUUCAGAUUCUGAAAAAAGAAGAACAAUUGAAUAAAAAUCAUCCGCUGAUCAGAUUGACUCCCUGGCUCGAUCCUGCUGGCAUAAUGCGUGUUAGUGGAAGACUCCAGAAUUCCAGCCUCAACACUGAUGCACGACAGCCGAUCAUCUUGCCCCGACGCCAUCAUCUCUCCGAUCUAGUCAUCCUUGAUGUUAGAAUAGACUAG